CGGAAGCCAGGAUGAUAGAGACGCGCGGCCUCGGCUGCACUCGCUGGCGGCGGGAGAGCGGCCGGCUAGGUGAGCGGCUGGCGCAGGCCCCUGGCGGGCAGGCGGCACACCCCAUGCCCGAGACCCGAACCUGAGCACGGAGGGUUCGAGUCCCGCCUUGUCCGGGGUGCAGCCGGGGAUAGACCUCGCGGCGUCGCACCCGCCCUCUGAGCGCCUGCCUCCCUUUGCCAGGACCAGGACCAGGUGGCGGAGGCAGCCCUCGUGGAGCCCCCAGUCCGGGCAGCGGACGGGCGGACGAUGAGUGAUAAACUCGACAGUGAAGGCCCUGUGCCCAUGGAAGGCUGCAGCCAGGACAGCAACAGUGCCCAGGGCAGCCCUGAAGCCCUAGCCCCUCAGGAGGAAGAGGAGGAGGAGGAAGGUGGGGCUGGGGUGGCUGCAGAGUCUGUACCUCAGCCUGGGCUCUACAGCUACAUCAGGGACGACUUGUUUACCUCGGAGAUCUUCAAGUUGGAGCUGCAGAAUGUGCCUCGCCACGCCAGCUUCAGUGAUGUCCGACGCUUUCUGGGCCGCUUUGGCCUACAGCCUCAUAAGACCAAACUCUUUGGGCAACCUCCCUGCGCCUUUGUGACAUUCCGUAGCGCCGCUGAGCGGGACAAGGCCCUGCGCGUGCUGCACGGUGCCCUCUGGAAGGGCCGUCCACUCAGCGUGCGCUUGGCCCGACCCAAGGCUGAUCCCAUGGCCAGAAAGAGGCGGCGUGAGGAUGAGGGUGAGCCCACGGCCACAUGCAUCGCAGAUGUAGUGACCCCACUUUGGACCGUGCCCUAUGCUGAGCAGCUUGAGCGGAAGCGGUUGGAGUGCGAGCAGGUGCUACAGAAGCUCGCCAAGGAAAUUGGGAGCACCAACCGCGCCCUGCUGCCCUGGCUGCUCUCACAGAGGCACAAGCACAACAAGGCCUGCUGCCCGCUGGAGGGGGUUAGGCCAUCACCCCAGCAGACCGAAUAUCGUAAUAAGUGUGAGUUUCUGGUUGGCGUCGGGGUGGACGGGGAGGACAACACAGUCGGCUGUCGGCUUGGCAAGUACAAGGGCGGGACAUGUGCUGUGGCAGCCCCCUUUGACACCGUGCACAUCCCUGGGGCCACCAAGCAGGUGGUGAAGGCUUUCCAGGAGUUCAUCCGGUCCACUCCAUACUCAGCGUACAACCCAGAGACAUACUCAGGCCACUGGAAGCAGCUGACUGUGCGCACCAGCCGCCGUGGCCAAGCCAUGGCCAUUGUUUACUUCCACCCCCAGAAGCUGAGCCCUGAGGAACUGGCUGGGCUGAAGGCCUCCUUGGCACAGCACUUCAUGGCAGGGCCAGGCAAGGCCACUGGGGUGACCUGCCUCUACUUUGUAGAGGAGGGACAGCGAAAGACUCCCAGUCUGGAGGGCCUGCCCCUGGAGCACGUGGCUGGAGACCGAUGCAUCCACGAGGACCUGCUGGGGUUGACCUUCCGGAUCUCCCCUCAUGCCUUCUUUCAGGUGAACACCCCGGCAGCCGAGGUGCUCUACACAGUCAUCCAGGACUGGGCCCAGCUGGACACAGGGAGCACAGUGCUAGACGUGUGCUGCGGCACUGGCACCAUUGGCCUGGCACUGGCCCCGAAGGUGAAGAGAGUUGUAGGAAUUGAGCUGUGCCAGGAGGCUGUGGAAGAUGCCCGGGUGAAUGCCCAAGACAAUGGGACUUCAGGACACCAGGCAAAGCCCUGUGGGGGAGAGUGUCCUUGGUCCCCUGACAGGGCUGUCAUGCCAUGUCCAGAGUUGAGCAAUGUUGAGUUCCAUUGUGGGAGAGCCGAGGACCUGGUGCCCGCUCUGGUGAGCAGACUGGCCUCCCAGCAGCUCGUUGCCAUCCUGGACCCUCCUCGUGCUGGCCUGCAUUCCAAAGUGAUCCUGGCUGUCCGAAGAGCCGAGAACCUCAAACGGCUCCUGUACGUCUCUUGCAACCCCCGGGCAGCCAUGGGCAACUUUGUCGACCUCUGCAGGGCCCCAUCUAAUCGGGUGAAGGGCACUCCCUUCCGGCCUGUCAAGGCUGUGGCCGUGGACCUGUUCCCGCAGACCCCGCAUUGUGAGAUGCUCAUCCUGUUUGAGAGGGUGGAGUACCCCAAUGGCACAGGGGCCCUGGAGCCCCAGGACCCUCCAGCCCAGCCCCCACCAGGGUCCCCAGAUGAUAACCUGCAGGAAACUGGGGCUUCCACCUCUUCCUAGGUCCCUGGAGCACUAGAAACUUGCCCUUUCAGAAUAGGGCCCGGUCUUCAUCACCGGGGCAGAAGCCAAGGGGCUCCCCAAGUCCUUGCCUCACCUCAGGAUGCUCAGGCAAGCACCUAGAGAGCAUGAGACACAGCUGCCCCAACCAGGGUCAGCCUGUCCCCAUGGACCCUAGGCUCUUGUCCCCUACCACUCCCCCCCCCCCCCUCUUCCCAAGUUCCUUUUGGGCUAGCUGGGGCACAGGGUCAGAAUAAACCAUUGCUGAACUAC
Molecule: messenger RNA, 2511 nt
Organism: Acinonyx jubatus (cheetah)
Lineage: Eukaryota; Metazoa; Chordata; Mammalia; Carnivora; Felidae
Gene: TRMT2A
Product: tRNA methyltransferase 2 homolog A
Exons: 12
Coding region: 298-2241 (647 amino acids)
Biological process (GO): RNA processing
Molecular function (GO): RNA methyltransferase activity; RNA binding
Source: RefSeq, a predicted model, not a curated record